Molecule: messenger RNA, 603 nt
Organism: Paramecium pentaurelia
Lineage: Eukaryota; Ciliophora; Oligohymenophorea; Peniculida; Parameciidae
Source: the annotation of a GenBank genome assembly
AUGAUUAAAAUUUUCAAAAAUAAUCAAUAUAGAUUUGAAUAAUUUUUUUAUGUAAGUUGUUAUGAAUUUAUUCGAAACGCUAUAAUCAUAUCUCAUAAUAAUAAACUCUUGAUGUUAUUGUUAUCAAAAAGUUAACAUAUAAUAAUUUUGAAUUUAGAUUGCUUAGGCUUAUUUAAUGAUUUUAAGAUAUCUCUAUAAAUCUCUAAUCUAAAAGUAGAUCAAAAUAAUAAAUUAAUUAUUCAAGGUUUCAAUUCUAUCUCAAUUAACUAUUUAAAAGUAGAAAAGUAGAUAUUUUUGGAUGAAUCAUUAAUUGAGAUCAAUUAAAACUUUUAAAUUAAAAGCAUUUAAUAUCCUAAAUAAAUUGUAGGAAUAUAAAGUUUUAAGAAAAUAUUUUUUUAUAAGUGUUAUAAAUUUAUUGCUUCACUAUUUAGUUUUGAAUCAAAUACUCAAAUAAAUAUUUCAUUGCAAAAUAUUUCGUAUUGUUAAAAUAUUUUUCAUUCUUACCUAAAUUAUUUAAUAAGCAUUUCUGCAAAUUUAUUAUAAAUUACAUCUUCUUUAUUUCUGUUGAAAUUAAUGAUUUAGUUAGUCAUUAAAAUGCAAUGA